AUGCACUCAAAGGAAAUGGAUUUCAUACAGUUAAUUCUAAUCUUCCUUUUUUGCUGGACCGGAGCCGACGCUGUUGUUAAUUUGAGAUACUCGGUUGAGGAAGAACUACGAGCGGGGACGAAAAUCGCCAACAUUACCGCGGACGCAAAAGGUGAGGGCUUCACAGUGGGAAACAGGCAACCGUAUUUGCGAGUCAUCUCAAAUCCAGAACCGCAAUGGGUUAUCCUCAGCCCGGCUGGACUACUCAUCACCAAGCAGAAAAUUGAUCGGGACGUUGCCUGCCGACAGAGCCCGAAGUGUUUUAUCUCUUUGGAAGUGAUGUCCAACUUGAUGGAGCUCUGCGUGAUUACAAUUGAAAUUAUUGAUGUGAACGACAAUGCACCGCGAUUUCUAACAGACCACAUAGACUUAGAGAUCUCUGAAAAUGCCGCUCCUGGUACCAGGUUUCCCCUAGAGGGGGCAAGCGAUCCGGAUUCAGGGACCAACGGCGUUCAGACAUAUGAGAUUACCCCCAACGAUGUUUUCGGGCUUGAAAUUAAAACUAGGGGAGACGGCUCUAAAAUUGCUGAGCUCGUCGUGGAAAAGACACUUGAUAGAGAGACUCAGUCUCAUUACACAUUUGAAAUCACAGCAAAGGACGGCGGAGACCCCCCGAAAUCUGGCACUGUACAACUUAAUAUACGAGUAAUCGAUUCAAAUGAUAACAACCCAGUUUUCGAUGAACCUGUAUAUACAGUGAACGUGUUGGAAAACUCUCCAAUCAACACAUUAGUCAUAGAUUUAAAUGCUACAGAUCCGGAUGAGGGGACGAACGGUGAGAUUGUGUACUCGUUCAAUAAUUAUGUCGCAGAACAAACGAGGAACUUGUUCAAAAUUGACCCGAAAACAGGUGUCAUAACAGUCAAUGGUGUUUUGGACCACGAAACAAAGGACACUUAUGAAAUUGAUAUUCAAGCCAAAGAUCUAGGUCCAAAUUCGAUUCCUGCUCACUGCAAAGUAACUGUAAAUGUAAUUGACGUAAAUGACAACGUACCAGUGAUAAAUCUUUUGUCUGAAAACAGUGAAAUGGUGGAAGUGAGCGAGAACGCACCGCUUGAAUAUGCCAUCGGAUUAGUAAGGGUCGUAGACAAGGAUUCUGGAGCUAACGGAAAAGUGCAAUGUAGAUUAUUAGGAAAUGUACCUUUCAAACUGCGAGAGUACGAGAGCUUCUCGAUGAUACUUGUUGAUGGUCGUCUUGACAGAGAGCAAAGAGACAUGUACAAUUUGACAAUUCAGGCUGAGGACAGCGGGUUCCCACCACUGAAAAGCACCAAGUCUUUCGCAGUGAAAAUAAUGGACGAGAAUGACAACCCUCCCUACUUCACCAAACCGCAUUAUCAAGCGAUGGUCCUCGAGAAUAACGUCCCUGGUGCUUUUCUGCUAGCAGUGUCAGCAAAGGACCCUGACUUGGGAAUGAAUGGCACAGUCUCUUAUGAAAUAAUCAAGUCAGAAGUGAGAGGCAUGUCGGUGGAAUCCUACGUUACAAUAAACUCAAAUGGUGAAAUUUAUGGCGUUAGAGCUUUUAAUCACGAAGACACUAGAACGUUUGAAUUUAAAGUAGCUGCAAAGGACGGCGGAAAUCCAUCUUUAUCCAGUAAUGCAACAGUGAGAAUUGUUGUCCUAGAUGUCAAUGACAACACACCUGUAAUGACAACCCCACCUUUGGUUAACGGCACCGCAGAGGUGUCCAUUCCUAAAAAUGCAGGUGUAGGUUAUCUGGUGACCACCAUUAAGGCAGAUGACUAUGAUGAGGGUGAAAAUGGAAGAUUAACUUAUUCCAUCUCUGAAGGAGAUAUGGCAUAUUUUGAGAUAGACCAGCUGAAUGGAGAGGUUCGGACCACAAAGACAUUUGGAGAAAACUCCAAACCGACCUACCAAAUCACUGUUGUGGCCCAUGAUCACGGACAGACGUCUUUGUCUGCUUCUGCAUAUAUUGUCAUCUACCUCUCACCGGACAUGAACACCCAGCCGUCUAUUGGGCCCGUCAACCUCUCCCUGAUCUUCAUCAUUGCCUUGGGCUCUAUUGCUGCUAUCCUGUUUGUCACUAUGAUCUUUGUGGCAGUCAAAUGCAAAAGAGACAAUAAGGAAAUCCGGACAUAUAACUGCAGUUUCUUUUACCUGCGCAGGGUGGCGGAGUAUUCCUACGGCAACCAGAAGAAGUCCAGCAAGAAGAAGAAGCUGAGCAAGAACGACAUCCGUCUGGUCCCGCGCGACGUGGAGGAGACGGACAAGAUGAACGUGGUGAGUUGCUCGUCUCUCACCUCUUCGCUCAACUACUUCGACUACCACCAGCAGACCCUGCCUCUAGGCUGCCGUCGAUCCGACAGCACCUUCCUCAACGUGGAGAACCAGAACUCACGCAAUGCUGCGCCAAACCACAGCUACCACCACACCUUUACUGGGCAGGGUCCCCAGCAGCCCGACCUCAUCAUCAACGGCAUGCCACUGCCAGAGACGGAGAAUUAUUCCAUUGACUCCAGUUAUGUAAACAGUCGAGCACAUCUUAUUAAAAGCACAUCCACGUUCAAGGACAUGGAAGGAAACAGUCUUAAAGACAGCGGGCAUGAAGAGAGCGACCAAACGGACAGUGAACACGACGUCCAGAGAGGCCACUACGCGGACACGGCUGUCAAUGACGUGUUGAACAUGACCGUGCCGCCCAAUAACUGCCAGCUACCAGAGCAAGACACCACAGAGGGCUUCCACUGCCAGGAUGAGUGUCGUAUCUUGGGUCACUCAGACCGUUGCUGGAUGCCAAGGGUGCCAAUGCCAGCACGUGCCAAGUCUCCUGAGCAUGGUCGCAACGUCAUUGCCCUCUCCAUCGAGGCCACGACCGUGGAUGUACCCCAUUACGAAGAUUCUGGCACCAAAAGGACUUUUGCCACCUUUGGUAAGGACGGUCCCGAAGAGGAGAGGGCAGAGAUGAAGGCCAAGCGGACGGCUGAGCCAGCUGUGUGCAGUCCAAAGUCCAACAGCGGGGUUAGGGAAGCGGGGAACGGGAGAGAGGCUGUCAGCCCCAUUACAUCUCCGGUACACUUAAAGAGCCCCCUCUCCAAGCCGCCCUCUGCUUACAACACGCUGAAGUGCCGGGACGCAGAACGGAUCGCUAACCACACCCUGCUGAGACAACCAGAGGGCAAAGACAGUGAACCACCCAUGAGAGAGAUCAACACACUCCUUCAGGACGGUCGAGAGAAGGAGUCCCCAGGAAGCAAACGCCUGAAGGACAUUGUGCUUUAA
Messenger RNA from Chanos chanos (milkfish), 3279 nucleotides. RefSeq names its product protocadherin 19 (gene pcdh19). Bases 1 to 3279 code for a protein of 1092 amino acids. Lineage: Eukaryota; Metazoa; Chordata; Actinopteri; Gonorynchiformes; Chanidae. Gene Ontology annotation, cellular component: plasma membrane. Gene Ontology annotation, molecular function: calcium ion binding. Gene Ontology annotation, biological process: homophilic cell-cell adhesion. The transcript has 5 exons. The record is from RefSeq and is a predicted model, not a curated record.